Dermochelys coriacea (leatherback sea turtle) is the source of this 2583-nucleotide messenger RNA. RefSeq names its product HCLS1 binding protein 3 (gene HS1BP3). Lineage: Eukaryota; Metazoa; Chordata; Testudines; Dermochelyidae. The transcript is spliced from 6 exons. Bases 1 to 894 code for a protein of 297 amino acids. The record is from RefSeq and is a predicted model, not a curated record.
AUGACGCUGCGCGGCACUAUUACUAAGAUAUGGAAAGACAUGGAGAGGGAACAAGUUAAAAAGCAAACCGCCGCGGAACAGGCCGGGGGAGCCGCCCCAGCCCAGCACGGAGGCAGCCGGCUGCUAGCCGGGGAGCGGUCUCGGGACGUGGAGCCUGGCCGGGGGCGGCAGGAUGCAGCAGGGCGCGGCGCCGGCCGUGCUGGUCACCAGCAGGAGGAAGAGGAAGAUGAAGAAAAUGAAGAGUUAGAUUUUUUCAAAGAGGAGAGGACAUCCAAUAUACUCCCUUGGUUUGGGUUAGUAAAAGAUUUGGAUGCUGAAAAAGAGGAGGAAGAGGAGGAAGAAGAUGUAGAUCCUCUUGGCAUAAUCAGAUCUAAAAAACCUAAGAAGCCUGCAGCUCCUGCAGCCAAGGAAGACAAGCCCAAGUUAACCAUUUUUGAUGAGGAAGUAGAUCCUGAGGAAGGAUUAUUUGGCCCAGUAAAAGAUUUUUCAUCUUCCAGUUCCAAGAAGAACUCGUCAGCCAAAGAGAACCUGAAAUUAUUUGAAGACCCAGACCUCGGUGGGACUGUUAAACUAGGCGAUUCACUGCUGCUGCCAACGGCCUGUGAGAACAAGGACUAUGUGCUAAGCACCAGCCUUAAAGAGGACACAGAGGAGCUAUUGAGGGUUGAAGAGGAUUUAGAGAAGCUCUGGAGAGUGAGUUCCAAGCCAAAACCCAGGCUGCCACAUAAACCAGCAUCGCUUAAGAAGCCAUUAAUCACCACUAAGAACAAUGUUAGUCCAGCCCCUCCAGCAAAGCUGAAAGAAGACAAGAUUCAAACCAUGGACGAGGUAGACAUUCUCCAGUACAUUCAGGACAAUGAAUCUAUCAGCAACCAAGACAUGAGUCUCUUUUGAAGAGUCUGUUUCUUUUUUGUCUUCCAAGGCUGCCUUAUCCAAGUGCCAUUGACCUCGUGUGUGAGGAAGGCAGGAGUUAGUUCGAAUUCUUCAUUGUCACUACAUUUACCAACUUGUCAUGAUUAGGAGAGCAGCAAGUCUGAUUAUUUCACAAGCUCUAAGUGGUAAAGAGUAUGUGUUUCUACACAGUGCAAUUAUGGUCUAAUGUCUUAUAUUUUCAGGCUUUUUUUUUAAGAGGUGUAAAAAUAUACAACAUUAUAGAUUCUGUGUACUAUAAUCGUAUCAAAUUAUUGUAAUGCUAAUAUAGCACAGCUUUGGAUAACUGAUUACUAGACUGAAAGGGCUUUGGAUAACAGCCUAGGCUACAAGCAUGAAUACAGUUUGGUGGGGCCCCCUUCCCUCCAUUAGCUGGAUAAGAGAUGGUAUGUUUCAAUUAACUGGAAAUGUGAUCCUUUUUCUUUUGUCCAUCCUUGUAGCAACCUGCGCUCCCUUGCCGUCAUUUUAGUGAGAUGCAGCCAAUUAGUGCUUCUGUGGAUACAAAGGAGGCGGAUUUUAAUGCAUCUCCGAGAGAGAUUAAAAUCCCACAUUGCCUGACUGUUCUUCCCUUAUUCAGGCACUCAUUUUGUCCCAGAGGAAGUUGUCCCUACCCCCAGUAUAGAUACAGCCAUAUAGUGUCAAUGUCUGGUCAUUGGUUGUUCAGGUACACAAAUUCCAGCUCAGGGGACGUCUAGUGCAAUAGUGAAACCAGGCUAGACACUGCAAAUCUAUGUACAGAUUUUCUGACUACGGAUAGUCAGCGCUGGAAUUUGGUGCAGAGUUAGCAAAUGACUGGAGCUGUAUUUCAGGCCAUCUGUAGAUACACAGAUACUGAAAUGUUUAGGAAGUUUGGAUCUUUCUCCUGAUCUUAACUUCAGGGCUUGGGCCCAUCUCUAUAAAGACAUGGGAGUGGAAUGAUGCUAAAUGGUGGUCCCUUUGGUAUCUAUUUAAUUUUUAUAGCCAGGCAAGAGCAACUUUGGGGUGAUAAGACAUUUUUUAAAAAAAAUCUGUAUAUUUUGGUGAAAUUUUAGCGCCCAUGAAAAGUAAGAAAUUAACCCAGCACCUCACCAGCAGCCUACACUGCCCCUCCUAUUCCAGGGCUAGGACUCUCUUCUUGAAUGUGCUGUAUUAUAAUUUGGGCAAGUGUCUGUAACCUCAAUUGAGACCACUGAACGUAUCUUACCUGCGAACUAAAUCAGAUUGGAGGCAAGGUCUCCAGCAAUGAAAUGCUAGUAUAUUUAAGCCAUGUCACAUACCCUAAAUCUGUCUUUUUAAUGCAUAACAUCAUAAAAAGCUUAUAAAGCAUUUUAAAAAUAUAUUUUAAAUAAUUAUCAUGUUCUCUAUUAAUAAUUUUCACUUUAUUCCAAAAGAUAAUGUAUUAAGUACAUUUUUGUUUAAAUGAACAAAAAAAUCAAUAUUAGAUUUGAACCAUGUAAAACAAGAUUCACUACAAUAAAAUGAUGUGCUAACCUGUAAAUACUGUUGUUCUUUAUUAUAUCCUAAAGUAAGGAAUGAUGAGAGUAGAAAGUUGGGUUCUAAUUACCUAAGAUGUGAUGAAUGGUCCAUUUUUAUUGCCAUAUGAGUGCAGUAAAAUAUGUGUAUAAAUAAGAAAAUAUUGAAGCACUGUUCAGAUAAAGCUUACUGAUGGACACA